Molecule: messenger RNA, 954 nt
Organism: Penicillium antarcticum
Lineage: Eukaryota; Fungi; Ascomycota; Eurotiomycetes; Eurotiales; Aspergillaceae
Exons: 2
Coding region: 1-954 (317 amino acids)
Source: RefSeq, a predicted model, not a curated record
AUGGCGUCCUCAUAUAGCUCGAGCGCUCGAGCAGGCGCACAGCAAUCCAGUACACCCGAUGUCACCCCCAACUUCGCCGACCCGAAUUUCGACCCCGCCGAUUUCCUCAAUGAAUCCCUUUCACCGCUGACCGUGGCAUCCUCACAACCCAAUGCCUCUCGAGCACCCGGAUCAGUACCCUUGACAGAGCUGUCCGCACAAGUCCAGUCAUUACUUUCUAAGAUCAACGCGCAAAACAUCCGAUUCUCGAGCACCUUAUCCCAACUCACCGAUGAGAUCCUUCGAAGCGGCGGACGGCUAGCCUACGAAGUCGAGGUACUAAGAGGCGAGACAAUUGGGCUAUCCGAAACCCUAACCGAAGUCCUGCGCGAGGAAAUCAACAAGUUCAUCCCAGAGGAAGACCCCCCGGCAGACCCCGAAUACAUCACGAACCUACGAACCCUGAACCAAGUCCGAUCACGAUUAGAAGAUGUCGUUCAAACAUUCGGCGACGCAAUGGAAUGGCCGCUCCCACCAUCAGAAACCUCCUUCUCAUCCUCCUUAAUUUCCGUCUCAGGACCAGACCUUGACGCCGACGGCCGCGAUCGCGAAGAAAAGGGCCAAGAAAUGAUGAAGAAUUUACGGAAGGAAGUGACAGAACUGUUGGACAGCGAAGGGGGCGGACAAGCCGGACUGGAUGCUGCCAAUCGGCGCGUUGACGCUGUUCGACUGCUGGCGACUGUCUGGAAUGGCUCAGCGGAAGAGAAAGCGCGCAAUCGCUUUGUGGAUAGUCUUGCUAAGAUUGUGGAUGAUCGUCGCCGCUCUCUGGAACAGCAGCAGGCUGCGACUGAGCAGAAUCAGCGUGCAUCAUCUAGGUCCAGGCCGGAGACUAGGCGGGAUAGUGAUAGUGGUGCGCCGGCCGGUGGCCUGUUUCGCAAUCUGCAACGUCUUCGAGAGGAGAUAUACUUGGAGUGA